This is a messenger RNA of Chlamydomonas reinhardtii, 2051 nucleotides long. RefSeq lists its product as uncharacterized. The coding region runs from base 69 to 1040 and encodes 323 amino acids. NCBI's taxonomy places the organism in Eukaryota, Viridiplantae, Chlorophyta, Chlorophyceae, Chlamydomonadales, Chlamydomonadaceae. The record is from RefSeq and is a predicted model, not a curated record. The transcript has 9 exons.
GAUACACCAUCUAAUAGCUGUAGUUGUUCCUGACCCAAACCGUUCCCAGACGCCAAACUGCGUGCAAGAUGCCGCUGGUAGUCAUUUGCGGGCAGCCAUGCAGUGGCAAAAGCACGUUGGCAGCUAAACUUGUCAAUUUGUUCCAAGAGGCGGGCCUGCCGGUGGAGCUGGUUGACGAGCUGUCACUGCAUCUGGAGAGGAACGCCGCAUACACGGGCACUUUCAAUGAGAAGAACACGCGCGCCAAGCUCAAGAGCAAGACGGAGCGGGUGGUGGGGCGCAAGGGGGUCACCAUACUGGACUCCAUCAACAACAUCAAGGGCUACCGAUAUGAGCUGUGGUGUGUGGCGCGGGCCGCGGGCACGCGCUACUGCAUGGUGCACGUGGACACGGAGGUGUCGCAGUGCCGGCAGUGGAACGAGGCGCGGCCGGAGGCGGAGCGGUACAAGCAGGACAUCUUUGACGACCUGGCUGGGCGCUUCGAGCGGCCCGACGCGCGGAACCGCUGGGACGCGCCCCUUUUCACCCUCCACCCCGCCAGUGGCACCGGCACCACCAGCAUCGGCGAGGACGCGGAGCCCGAGGCCGACGUGCUGGCGGGGGUGGUGCGGGCCAUGCUGGACGAGCAGCCCAACGUGCAGGCGCGGGUGGCCCGCGACCUGACCCCUACCAUGGCCACCGCCAACCCCACCCUGCUGGCCACCAACACACUGCACGAGAUCGACCAGGCGGCGCAGGAGAUCCUCAACGCCAUCACAGAGGCGCAGGCGGCGGCGGCGGGCGGCGCCGCCGAGGUGGUGCGCUUCCCGGGCGUCGGCAGCGGCGGCGGCGGCGGCCCGCCGCAGGAGCUGGAGCUGCGCCGGCCAGUGAGCCUGGCGGAGCUGCGCCGACACAAGCGCGCCUUCCUCAAGUUGGCCACCAAAAUCACAUUCGCGCGCCUGCAGGACGCGACCGCCGCCAAGCGCAUGUUUGUGGACUACCUGCGCACUGCCCUGGCCGGUGAGGGCGGCGGCGGCGGCGCAGCGGGCGAAUACGUGUGAGGCAGCAGGCGGCGCCUUUACUCUUCCAGCAGAGCUGCACAGCGCCAGAUACACGUCAGCCAUUGCAGGCGGACCGCUGCAGAGCUGGUGUUGUGGAUGCGCACCGCCCGCUGCGAUAUGCACACAUACAUGGUUGAGGCCGCGCCAGAUGGUGCUGCAGGGCGCGCAGGCCUGCGCUGGGCUGCCUCCAUCCUGCGAAUGCAGCAGCACAAGCGGAGCUGCCUACACGCAAGCAGGCAAGCAAGCGCGGUAGUGCGGCUGCACCGCGACCAGCACUGCCACUAGCACCGGCACCUGCGCUCUUCAAAUGCCGGGAUCGCGCGGCGUCAAGUUGAACGCGUGGUGCACCCCGGGCGGGCGGCUCGGCUGCUGGUGUGGAACAUGCUGGUAGCACAGCUCCUCGCUGUGACGCACAUUGCUGCUGCGGCGGCGGCAGCGGCGGCGGCGCCAACAGAGCUGCUGCGUGCGCUGGCAGCCGCCGGCCACCGUGCACUGCCGCGCGUGUUCGCAUGCAGCGUGCUUUCGGGGCCACACCUCGCCAUAUUCGUGACCAUGAUGUAGCAUGGGUUGACCUUGGCCUUGCGCGGUUGCGCCUCAAGCGCGAGUACCGCGGAGGAUCGGCGGUUGAUCUACACGGUCUGCCUGGCCGCAUGCGUUCGCAUUGUGCGUUGACACGGGAGUGGCAGUGUGGUGCUUUCGCUUUGCGCACCACCUGUCAUGUGCCUUAGACAUGAAGGAAGGCGGUUGUGGGGCACUGACCAUCGCUACAUAAGUGCCAUUGACGGGUGUAAAUGUCACGCAUCUCUGUUGCCGUGUUGGAAUUGAAAUGCGUAAAUGCGAAUGCGAAUGUCGAGUUUGCCGACAUGCAAGGCGGGGAACCGGGCGAGAUGCAACAGCAACCAGGGCAGUCAGGCAAGAAGCAGGAGGGUGCAGGGUCCAGAAGGCGGAGGGGGUGCAACAUGGCACUGGCGGCCAAUGGGACGCAACGCGGGCGUGUAAGGCGGAAGGCAU